AUGGUUUGCAUCGGCGUCCCCGUCUGCCGCCCCCUUUUCAAGGGCUGGUUCAACAAAUUUUCUUCACGCGGGGGUAGCAACCCUGGCGCGUACACGAAGGACCUGGCCGACUCCAAUGGCGGUUUCGGUCUGAAAACUAUAGGAGGCACUGAUUAUUCGGUCAGAGUCGGGAUGAAGACGCCCGAUAUGAAUUUGACCAGCGCUAGCGGACGAAGUGGGGAGGGCGUCAAGGGAGAUCCCAAUAGGUCCAUGGGAAGGGUGUAUGGCGACGACAACAGCGUCGAUUCGAUCUUGGGCCCUGACGACCGCCACGGUCAGGUGCGUAACACGGAUACCGACGGAUAUUCCAGUGAGGAUGGCAAGGGCGGUCUUCAGAACAUCUGGGUGAAGUCUGAGGUGGUGGUCCAGUCGACGGCACGGAACUAA
Molecule: messenger RNA, 426 nt
Organism: Colletotrichum spaethianum
Lineage: Eukaryota; Fungi; Ascomycota; Sordariomycetes; Glomerellales; Glomerellaceae
Exons: 1
Coding region: 1-426 (141 amino acids)
Source: RefSeq, a predicted model, not a curated record